CAGUAGUGUACUGUUAACAGUUCUCGUGUGUUACCGUUGACGCCAGUGUAGUUGUGAGUAGUGUACUGUUAACAGUUCUCGUGUGUUACCGUUGACGCCAGUGUAGUUGUGAGUAGUGUACUGUGAACAGUUCUCGUGUUACCGUUGACGCUAGUAUAGUUGUGAGUAGUGUACUGUUAACAGUUUUCGUGUCACCGUUGACGCCAGUGUAGUUGUCAGUAGUGUACUGUUAACAGUUCUCGUGUGUGUGAAGUGUCUUGCUUUUGGUUUUACCAGGAUGUAUUGAUAUUAUCUGUUGUGAACAGUGUUCAUGGUGUCCCGGAGGUAGUGACCAUUGAGUGACCACGAGGCCUUGACCUGUGUGUGACACUUGGCCACAUUCACAGUGUGUCCUGCUGUGAUGUGAUACGUGAUUAAAGACAAACUUUCCUCAACAACUCUCCAGCCUACAGCUUCUGGUAAACCAGCGAGCGUUAAGCUUUUGUUAAAGCAAGCAGCAAAAAGCGCUCGGUUAAAGAGGGAGUUUAGAGCUGGUGGCACUUCAGACAUCCUCAGGUUAUCAUCGUCUACCAAAAAGAGUGGAAAUAUUGUUAAGAGCAACAGCAGUAUCUGAUGAGUACAGCAGCUGUAGCAAGACCAGGCGACAGGGCAGUGCCUGAGAACAGCAGCAGCAUCACAGGAAGAAGCUGCACAUCCAUAAGUACUCUACAGCAGCAGCAGUUGUGGCCAGAGCCAAAGAUGAGUCAACACCACCACAAUGGCCACAGGAAACAAUACAACAAGAAAGUCAGGAUUAACAGGGCGAGGAAGAGGCAGAGUUUGGUGACGACUUCUGCUGUGUUGCGGCUGUUUAUUGUGAUGGCUGCUACGGUGUCUCUUGUCCACACCCUGGCUCUCCCGGCCCCUGCUGACACCCUGCCUCUCCAGGCACCUGCUGAUACCCUGCCUCUCCCGGCCCCUGCUGACUCCCUGCCUCUCCAGGCACCUGCUGAUACCCUGCCUCUCCCGGCCUCUGCUAACACUCUGCCUCUCCCGGCCCCUGCUGACACUCUGGCUCUCCAGGCCCCUGCUGACACCCUGCCUCUCCAAGCCCCUGGUGACACCCGGCCUCUUCAGGCCCCAGCUGACACCCUACUUGCUGACACUGUGCUUGUUAAUAUGGUGCCUGAUGGCACAGUACCUGCUGACAUGGUAACUGUUGACAUGGAGUUAGUUGACAUGAUUCCUACUAACACUCUGCCUGUUGGCAUGGUGCUUGCUGAUAUUCUGCCGGUUGAAAAGUUAUCUACUGGCACUCUGCCUGCUGACAUGGUACCUGCUGAUCCAUCAUCUGCUGACUCAUCGCCUGCUGAUCCAUCAUCUGGUGACUCAUCACCUGGUGAUCCAUCAUUUGCUAACCUAUCACCUGCUGAUCCAUCACCUGCUGACCGGACAACUGCCUACCUGUUUCCAUCUACUCUGUCCUCAACUUAUCCAACUCGUCAAGGUAUGUGUUAUCAUGUUAUGAACAAGGCUGUUCUUCAUAAUUUAAAAUAACAAUGGUUCAUUAACGUAGGUGAAAUUGCACACCAGAUGAGAACAGAUUACUUACAAAAGCAUAUAUGGCAUGUUAAAUAUGCAAAUGAAAGUUUAUGAUUAAUUAAGUAAACAGUCGGCAUAUGCAAAUUGACCAGUAGGCAUGUAAUGUGUUAAGCUUACAUGGGGAAUUGAAUGUUUUAGUUAAUUCUUAUUCGUGCUGGCAGCAUUUUGAAAUGUUAGUACCUAAUUUGGAAUAACAUACAAAUCCUGUUAUAUGUCUAUGUAAUAACGUAUCAAGACACUAGGCUAAUGGCUUGAUAUGUUUCAUGCAUUAGGUUGUAGUUUCUCUUGUGAUUCACAGACAUUAGUGUAAUAGAUCAUAAGCAGUUUGUAAGCAUAGUUACCAUACUUUAAGAGUUAUAAAGUAAUUGAACAGAGGUGCGCUAUGUCCAUAUAGCUUUAAUUUAAUGGUCGACAGAGAGUUGUCAUGAAAUUUCAUACACCAGCUGAAGCUGCAAUUCUGCUACAUUUCCAGCUGUGGUUUAAAGGGACGGAUGUAUACCACUGAUUUCAGAAAUAUUUUACUUUGUAACGGGUUUUUCGUGGGUGCCAAUAUACUACAUACCAGGAGAUGUUUCAUUGUUAUUAGGUAUAUAUAAUACAUGCUAUGUUACCUGUUAUUUUAGCUACACGUGUCUGUUAAAGUAUACUUGGCUACACGGAGUGAGAAAGCUAGCAACUUUACUGCCUCCCAGAGUUAAAAGUCAGUUUGUCUAUAGAAGUAGUAAAUAUAGAACAUGUACUACUGGGCAACUACUCCAACAAUUAAUUACCCUUUUUACCUUUAAGUUAAAUAAUUGUUUUAGGGUCAAGUAUUCAAUAAGUGGGUUACAAUAUAAGAUAAAAAUAUUUCCACUGUUUUAUAUAAAGUAAUAAAAAUUUUAUUGUCAAUAAAAAUUUGAGAAACCACAUAAGUGACAAAAAUCUUGUAAACUCUUUCUAUAAGUUUCUAAUGAGGAUAAGAUUUUUCCACAUGGUAGGGAGAAAUAACAGGUAGAGUAAGCUUUACCAUUAAAUAAUAUCAACACAAUAGAAUAUCUUGAAUUUGGAUAUUUUAACACUGUGAACGAUUGCCUAGUUAAUAAAAUAAAGUCAACAAUUGAAUCACGACAAACACGAUUUGUAUUAUUUGAAAUUUAAAACAGUCUUAUCUUUCCACAUUUGACACAGUUCAAUGCUGCACAAUAAUUCAAUCCAUCCUCCAAAUUGACAGUACGAUUUAAUACCAAGUGUAAUAAGUACACUUUCUUACUGUCAUAAACAGUACAUAAUUGCACAUAUGGGGCUGUUACAUUUACCCAACUCCCUCCCUUGAUUUAAUUUUCCUCGUUUUCUGUUCAGACACUCAAAAUUUUAGGAUGAAGAUUUCAACUUCAAUUUGUUAUACACAAGUUUUAAAUAUCAGGAAUUUCUUUUUCAGGUUUAUUAAACAAUAUAGAUUUUAUACAAAAUUUUAAAAUAUCCUGAGUUACUUUACAAUUUAUUGAUAUAUUUUAG
Procambarus clarkii (red swamp crayfish) is the source of this 3075-nucleotide messenger RNA. The record is from RefSeq and is a predicted model, not a curated record. Lineage: Eukaryota; Metazoa; Arthropoda; Malacostraca; Decapoda; Cambaridae.